AGGGGAGAGCAGAGGGCAGCAGAACAGGGGCUAGGGUCCCAGAACAGCGGAGCAGGAGAGACUCACACACACACGGCUGCACAUCUCUGGACAACUUUUUUGGGAAUACAUAUUUGAUUUGCCUUUUUUUUUUUUCAGAGCAAGAUUUCCCAGAAAUUGCAGACAUGAGCAGGUGCCAGGGCUCCGGAGCAGGGCAGCAGGGGGAGAUGAGCCGUGGAGGAGCGCUGCUGUGGGCGGCCCGCCACUAGCUCCACCACCAGCUCCACCACCAGCCCCACCACCAGCCCCAGUAGCUCCACCACCAGCUCCACCACCAUCUCCACCACCAGCCCCACCAGCCCCAGUAGCUCCACCACCAUCUCCACCACCAGCCCCACCACCAGCCCCAGUAGCUCCACCAGCCAGCUCCACCAGCAGCUCAAGUAGAACCAACCAGCCCCACCACCUCCACCAGCGGCUCCACCAGCGACCCCAUCGCCUCCACCGCCGCCUCCGCCCGCGUCCGCAGCAGAGUCAGCCCGCGGAGGUCCGGCUGCACUGGGCCGGCCCGGCCCGCCAACGACCCCCCCUCCUCUCCCCCCGGGCUGCAGGAUGCUCAGUCCUCUCGCCUCAUACAGUCUGUUGAAGAUGCACUGGUCUCCGGAGCACAACAGCCCUUUGUCCCCGUGGCCUGAGCAGCACCUAGAUGUCUCUUCUACCACCUCCCCCCCCGCUGCUCACAAACAUGACCCCUACGCCGCACGCCGCGGCGCCACUGGGUACCCCUGGGCCAGCGACGACAUCUCAGCUCUCACCGCCUCGUCUCUGCUCAAACGCUACGCCGAGAAAUACUCAGGACUCGAGCUGCCCUAUGAGAGGCACACUCCCGGGGCGUAUCUUGAGCCUGGGCCUUUCCUGAAAUCUGAACCCGAGCCCUGGGCUCUGGGCCCGGGUAUGGAGUGUUACCCCGGACUAGAGGCCUUAACCGGUGCGAAGGUGGGCUCCGGGUCUGUCGGCAUCCCAGCCACGGGCAGCGUCACGGUAGUAAGCAACUUGGCCUCUGAUGGGAGUUACGGUGGGCCUGGCUCUUGCAGUGCCCCCUCCCCUCAGGACUACCCUCCUGCCUACAAUAGCACCUACCUGUCGGCGGGAUACUGCCCUCAGCCUGGGGCCGCUCUUCCCCCAGGCCCCCUGAACUCCCUGCAGCCCACGCCAACGCUGGUCCCCAGCUACAACCCCAGCACUCCAGUGUACAACUACCCUGGGGUGGGCUACCCACACGCCCAGCCCAGCCUGCCCUCUGGCUACUGCCACCCCAGUGCCUCCUACUUGCCCUCGGGCCUCGGCGCCCCGGCCCCUUUGGCGCCCCGGCCCACCCUGGUGGGGGGCGGGUACGGCUACCCUCCGCACGGCCUUGUAGGGGUCUCGGAGAGCGCGACGCCGGUGAAACGGAAGGCCUUCGAGAUGAGCGAGGGCGGGGGAGAGGGAGGGGAGGCUGAGGGAUCCCGGUACCGCAAGUACGGAAACGGCCACGGAAACAGCCACAGCAAGGGCCACGGCAACGGCUUCGACAUGAGCGGCUCCGUCCCGGACCAGCAGACCUACAAAGUGGGAAAAGCCCUGAUGACAUCACCGUACGGCGGGGCAGGGGACUACAGCCCCCCCUCAGGCCUGGCAAGAGAGAGUGGAUCCGGGGAGAACAGCUUCCCUCAUCUCCAGCGGAUGCCUAUGAAGAUACCGGCGUCCCACGCGAGGUCUGAGGAUGCCACCGGGGGGCGCUGACAGCCUGAACCGGUACCGGGGGUAACGGCCUAGGGUUGCCGAGUUCUAGAGUCAAAGUACGGGUAUUAAUUCAGGGCGAACUCUGGGAGAAUGGAUUUGGCAUUAAGUAUCUGUUUGAUUUAACCAGAGUGCAAAGGGCAAAGACACACACAUAUCCUACUCGACUUUGUCAUUUACACAAUUUUUGUUUUCUUCCAAGGGGUACUGGGGGGGGGGUUCCCAUUUGUUUAGGGUUAAAAAUGGGGCUGAGCCAAAUGAUUGAUAGAUUGUGUUACGAGUCAGAAAGGUCUGCCUGACUGUGUCUCUCAGGAUUCUAUUUAUUUCACUUCUGCGGCUGUGGCGUCUCCAAUCCAACCUACGUGUAGAGGUCGGAUUCACAGUGGAGCGUCCAUAUGUUGUUUGUAAUGAGCCUUGAACUGCAAUACUGUUCGCCGCAACACAGAUGUUAACUCAGACCAAAAAGUAAUGAUAGCAAUAACUGAAAGGCGAUGGUCGAUCUACUUCAGCACAAUCACUGCUACUUUACAAGCCGAUUCCAAAGCUCAGGGCCUCAGCCAGUGCUCGAGGCCUGAAUGUUCCUUCACUCAGAAGUUUUUGCAUUUGUUUCAUCGUCGUUUAACUAUCUUCUUUAUCUGUCUCUUUUCUCUGACCUCUUUCCCCCUUCCUAGUUUUCGCAAACCUUUUCAACAUUCACACUUGUUUUAUAGCACUGCUUAUUAAUUAAUGAAUAGGAUCUGGCUGUUGUACUUAAAGUGUAAGGGAAGAGUCCAUGAUAUUCAUUUGAUUUGAAAUUGUACUAAGCAGAAGGGGUGCAAGCAUCUCCAGAGCGUGAUGUUUACAUGCAGUGCUUCACCCGCUGCGAACAAACAGGUAGGCAAGUUUUCCAGAGAUGUGUGACACGAGAGCAGUUACACUGGUUCAAGUGGAUCCUGAGCACUGACGGUCAUUCUGGCCAUCAAACCAAAAGUUGAAUCCAACGAUUGCAUUCUGAUUCGUCCGUCAACGUUGGCUAUAAUAAUUGAACCGCGGGUUGGCCUGUUGACUGGAGUAAUAGGCCGUAAUGGUGCAUGAGCACACAUGAUUAGCGCACACAGGCCCUGUUAGCUGAACACCAAUGCCUACCAUUCAGUGCCUAUUUCCAUGGUUGCUCCACGUUGCGCUUCAAGAGGAUUUGCCUGCCUGUCUGCCAGUAUUUUCUUUUUUUUUUCUUUAUUUCAAAAGAAUGAUUCAUAGUCUUGUGAUUGAAUACUCAGGAAAAUAUUGUUACCUCAAGACAAGAAAGAAUAAGAAUGUAUGUAUUACCUUUAGGGUGUUGUAGGGAGCUCUGCGGGGCGGAUCAUAGCCGAGCCAGGGCUUUGAUAGGGAGUAGAACAUAUUCUGAACACCUCAGGGAAACACAAGUGGUUGAGGGCCCUCUUAUAUUACCAGGAAACAGGCACAUACACACUCUAUACACACACGUACACACACGCUCUAUACACACAUCCAUUCACACACGCACCGCACACACACUCACACAGAAAGGACAUGCAUAAUUCCUUCAUAUACUUCCUCAUAACUCUGGGAAAUUAAACGUGAGGUUGCUAUACCAAGGCCUGAAAUGUUGAAUGUAAUUCAGAUAUUUUUCUUAAAAAAAAAAAGGACAAUACAUGCCAUUAUGUACAUCGCUAAUGUUUUUAGAUAUAUGAACCAUAUUUUCUUCAUGUAUAGAUUGUAUUUCUCGUAUAGGUUUUGACGGAGAAGAAUUGUACCUGUUAAGUGUAAGUAGUUAGUAACGAUGGAAGCCUUUUGAUGGACAAACUUAGGACAAGUGAAGCACUCAAGCUGAACAGACGACAUAUCAGUAUAGAGAACUCUGCAGGGAGAAUUGAAUGUGUGAGCAAUGUGCAUCGUUACUUUCCAAAUCAUAUCACUUGGUAAUCAUUUUGAAGUUAUAACGUGUCACAGGUUAUUUAGUGCAUCACAACAACUGCACUAACAAUAUGUGAAGAUCGUGGAGGCAAUUCGUUGAUUUAGCAAACGGAUCAAAAUAUGCGGAUUAUACUAUAAGAUCGUUGACGUGAUGACGAUGGUGUCAGCUUUAAGUGUGCCAUACUUUAUUUCUUUGGAAUUUAACCUUCUUGGGUUUUGUAUUAAUUAGUCAAAAGGUAACCUUCUUUAUAAAAACUUGCACAGAGGGGAGAUUUUCUGUUUGCGUUAAUGGUAGGAUUUAGUAUGAAACUCAGUUUAGCACGUGAUGGAAUUACAUCUUUAGGCUAUUUUGAGAAAGCG
Molecule: messenger RNA, 4032 nt
Organism: Gadus chalcogrammus (walleye pollock)
Lineage: Eukaryota; Metazoa; Chordata; Actinopteri; Gadiformes; Gadidae
Product: fidgetin-like protein 2
Exons: 3
Coding region: 592-1761 (389 amino acids)
Source: RefSeq, a predicted model, not a curated record